CAAUCCUUCGGGUGACGUCGUUUCCUCUUUGGAGGAGUUUGUUUGCCUGUUUGCUUCAGCCUUUCUCAAAAGUCCACACACAGACAAAACUUCGGCAUCAGAUGCUAGUGCAUCCAUCCAACCAUCCAUCCAUCCCUCUUUUUCCUCCUGAUUGUCCAUGUCCGUGGUGGGAAAGUCGGGACAAAUCAACCGCCCACCCCGUGUGGGAACAGACCACCAGACGAAACAAAAGACGUCCUGGCCGCUCGCGCCCCCUUCCAUACCUUUUACACGACUAAUCAUCUAUCCCUUGAAUCCUUACCUUACCUCUCCUCUCUAUUGACUGUUCUACGGAAGGAAACGUGGUUCAUUAUAGAGGACAAGGUUCAUCUCCUCCUCCUCCGCCAACGUCCUCGAGACAAAGAAAAAAGACGCGGACCCAGACCCCAAUCCCCGCUGAUCCUGAACCAGACAGGGAAGCAAGCUGACUGAGAUAUCGGUCUUUUUGGGGCACACGACAGACGACAUUGCCACUUUGUGCAACUUUUUCCAUUGCUGUCACCACCUCGGAUUGUUCUUCAAUAACGCCCAGACGACGGUUCACCAGCUCCCGCUGUUCUACGGAGUUGUUCAACAAAGCUACCUCCAGAAGAGAACCACCAGUCGCACACGGCUCCGGCCCCGCCAUCGUCAUCGUCAUCGACAUCCGGGGUGUGUACCACCACCACCACAACCAACGGGACCUCCGAACCCACGACGCCGACACCAGACCAAUUACACCAAAAGGAAGAGAAAAGAUGCCAGCCCACCACAACCUCACGAUCCGCAUCCCCCUCCCCAGCAUCCUCCCCCCCGAAGCCGUAAUCGAAACCCUGCAAUCCCAGUCCCCCGUGAUCCGCCACCAGCCCCUCGUAACCCGCUACGAAAAGGUCCCCGUCCCCCUCGCGAGCGUCGUCUCGGACGCCCACUUCCUCGAAGACGGCUCCCGCCUCGCCUGCUACAAAGUCUACGAGAAAGUCACCGUCGUCCCCGGCGUGAAGAAAGAAAUCAGUUUCCCCGCCGUGCUGCAGAAUAUCCCCAACGGCCUGCGGUCCCGCGCCGAGGCCCCCGGCGGGGUGCGGGUCUGGUCCGAGUGGCUCGUCGUGCCGAGGCCGGAGGAGCGGUGGCCCGGGGAGCACGGCGGCAAGUUGGAAGGGUAUGUGGAGGGGGACUACGAUCUCGUCGAGACGACGAGGGUGGAGACGAGUCGGAUGCUGAUGCCGCUUGUUAAGGGACAGAUGGAGGGGGCGCACCGGGAUAUGGUGCAGAAGGUGCUUGAUGAGGUUGCGCAAAAGGUUGGGAGGGCUAAGAUGUAGACGGGGCCCACCCGUCUCUGAUGUUGGAAACAGACGGCGAGGAGGAUGGGAGGGAGGGUCUGGCGUUUGGGCAAGGAAGUGCUUUUAGAUACCACAUGAUUUGUUGCGAGUUCGCUUUUCGGCAGAAGCAGGGCAUAGGAAGAUGGUUUCAGCAGAAUAUUUUGGAAAAGGGCUAGUUCAUGGCAG
This is a messenger RNA of Colletotrichum scovillei, 1520 nucleotides long. RefSeq lists its product as uncharacterized. The transcript has a single exon. The record is from RefSeq and is a predicted model, not a curated record. Lineage: Eukaryota; Fungi; Ascomycota; Sordariomycetes; Glomerellales; Glomerellaceae. The coding region runs from base 777 to 1334 and encodes 185 amino acids.